GCACACGUGACGAGCGUUCUUAGCGAUGACCUCAUCCCUAGAGUGGGAUGACGUCAAAUACAAGAUGGAUGGAAUCACGACUGCUUCAUGCUCAACGCAACUCUGAAACAAAGUCCAGUGUCGGAGCUCCGCGGCAUUCAAAGCCACCAAACUAGGCCAAAAUGGAGAGCCUGGGGCACUACUGUAACCCUGCCCAUGGUAUUUCACUGCUGGGUGCCCUCAAUGAGCAGCGGUUGAAGGGUCAGCUCUGUGAUGUCGUGUUGUUAGUGGGUGAUCAGCAGUACCAGGCCCAUAAAAGCGUCCUUGCAGCCUGCAGUGAGUAUUUCCAGUCUCUGUUUUCCAGAAGGGACUCGGAGAACCGCUCCAUUGUUCAACUUGACUUCUGUGAGCCUGAUGCUUUUGAGAUCGUGCUAAACUACAUCUACUCAUCAUCUCUGUUCGUGGAGAAAUGCAGUCUGGCAGCAAUACAGGAGCUGGGCUAUAGCCUCGGCAUUCCCUUUCUAACCAACAUCAUGUCUAUAAGACCUCAGGCGUCAUACUGUGUGUCGAGAAAACGAAUGUUGCUCUCUGAGGAGGAGGAGGAGGAUGGCGCUUAUCAAAAGAGAAGUGUAAUUGUACAUCAAGGUCAGGGUGAGCAGCCUAGCAUGGAUAUGUUUCCAAGGAAAAGUUCAAGUCUUCAGGGAAAACCGUUUAAACAGGUCACAGAGCAACCCUCACUCACACACAAUUUCAGUGAUCAGAGCCAAUCCUCAGGACACAUCAGACCAAAUGAAAAAGAGACAAAAAGUACCUCCAACAGCAGAAAUUUAAACAAAAACACAGUUGAUGGUGACUGCAGAUCUAUCAUCUCCUCUCCAACAUCCAUACUGAGACGUCGAACUGAAUACCGAUCGCCAUCUACGAGGCCGCAACUAACAUCCUCAGUGUCAUUCAGCGAGUCUGUGCAGCAUGCUAGCCUACAAUCAGAUCAAACUGAUGCCACCAUCGAUGGAAGAAUGGAUGCAUCGGAUGAUUCCAGACCAGCGGGUGAGCAUCAUGGUCCACGCAACCAAACUGUAGACCGAAGUGGGCCACUUAUCAAAAGUCUGCUACGCAGAUCAUUGUCUAUGGAUAGUCCAGUUCCCGUUUUUUCUCCAGCUCUGGAGCUAAAGGACUCACAAAGUCGAGAACAGUCUGUGGUCAAGUUAAUGGCCACGACAGCAAGGUCGCCAUCCCCUGAAAGUGAGGAUCAGGUGUCAAAAGAUAUUCCACUUCUUCUCAGGUCGAGACAACGAAAUACAUAUGAGAUGGUCGGCACUCAAACAACUCAACUCAGAAUUAAAGCAGAGCCCAGCAGUCCCCUUGCCGACCCUUCUGAAAUCGUUCGCAUUACUGUUGGAGACAACCUGCCAGUAAAUUUCAAAGACUUUCAGGCAAAUUACGAUGAAGGUCCAAGAGGGUAUUUCACUCCCUCGAUGAAGAGGAAGAGUAAGAUAGAUGGUAGUUAUAUGCCCUUUAAGAGAUCCAGGCCUGUUAAUGAGCAUCAUUUGUUGCAUCAGGAAAGCACGUUUGAUGAGGUACCUUACAAUUCCAACAUGGACAAUAGUAACGAGGAACCUGGAGAACUUCGGCCAAACAAAAUGUUUAAGUGCUGGAACUGCCUGAAGGUUUUCAGGUCCAAUGCGGGUCUGUAUCGCCACGUGAACAUGUACCACAACCCAGAGAAGCCGUACGCUUGCGACAUUUGCCAUAAGCGCUUUCACACAAACUUCAAGGUCUGGACUCACUGCCAAACCCAGCACGGCGUAGUGCAAAAUCCCGCACCUUCCUCCAGUUCCUAUUCGGUCCUGGAUGAGAAGUUUCAGAGGAAGCUAAUUGAUAUCGUCCGAGAGCGGGAGAUAAAGAAGGCCUUGAUUAUGAAGCUCAGGAGAACCAAGCAAGGCCUGCAGUCACAACCCUUUGGCAGGAAAAGCAGGCGAUCGAGGUCGUACGGAUGUCCCUACUGUGGCAAAAUGUUUUUUUUCCAGUCACACUUAAAACUACACAUGAAGGGACACUCCGCUGAGCCGGCUAACCUUGACACAGAUGCUGAGAGAGACCUUCAAUACAAGCAACAGCAGCAACAACAGCAGCAGCAGCAGCAGUUGGCACAUCUUAAAGAAAACCAAGAUAAGGACGUAUUUUCUUGCCGACUCUGCAAUGAGAAACUGCCCUCUUUGACUGAAUUAGAAGACCAUGAGAGAGCUUGCAGGUAUGCUACUGUCUGCCCAUACUGUGGACUUCGAUUCUCCAACACGGUUGUCAAGAAAGACCACGAAGCUCACUGCAAGUACAAAAAGCUGACCUGCCUUGAAUGUAUGCGUACCUUUAAGUCCUCUUUCAGCAUAUGGCGUCAUCAGGUGGAAGUUCACAAUCACAAUAUGAUGAGUGUAAAGGAACAGUUGACUCUUGGUCUCCAGGAGAGCAAUCACGACGAAUCAUCCAAUAUUCUCGGAGAUGCUCCCUCUUCUCAGGAGUUGAUACGUGACCCUAGAGAGGAAGCAGUGUACAGCGACUCAUCGGUUCCACCCAUGUAUGAUUCUGAAGACUCAUCAUCUUAUGUCCCAGAGGACUUGAGCGCUCAUGGUCAAGGGGAGCUGCAGGUCAAAGAGGAACCUCAAGAGGAAGCAGUAUCAGCCAAGGAUAACGUGAGCACCGGAUCCGAGGAACCGGGCGUUUGGCCUUGUGAGAAGUGUGGAAAGCUUUUCAGCAGCCACAAAGACCUGGAAAGACAUCAGGAACUCCUCUGCCAUAUAAAACCCUUCAUCUGCCACAUAUGUCACAAAGCGUUCAGGACCAACUUCCGCCUCUGGAGCCACUACCAAUCCCAUAUGUCCACACCUGAAGAGCCAGGGAUGAGAGAGAUCGACAGGCUUCCGUCUUCUCCAUCUCCUUCUCCACCUCUUACAAUUUCCAUCCCUGAACCUCCAACUUCUCAAAAACCUCCACUCAAAGCGACCUGUUCUGGGGUGGACGCCUCAGAGGAGGAACCCAGAGGCUCCACGUCACCGUCAACCAAACUCAAGAAGCCAGAGCAAGACAAGACUGGUGACGAUGAGCCCAGGGAACAUUCGCAAGCCAAGUCCGACAGCACAGACAAAACUAUCACCCCUCAGGAAUCUGACACACUAUUUUACCAUGCACCAACCCUCUCUGCACUCACCUUUAAACGCCAGUACAUGUGCAAAUUCUGUCACCGGACAUUUAAGACCGCCUUUAGUCUGUGGAGUCAUGAGCAGAGCCAUACGUAAGAGUGCUAAACGCAGUUGCACAUUUGUAGCCCUUAACAAUUGGAAUCAAAUAACUUGGACCAUUUCUCCUUUAAACAUGAUUUACUUUGGUACACACUUGCAGCCUAAACCCAGGGAUUUAUUAAUAGCAUUUGAUCAUACUUUAUCUUAUUUCUAUAAACAGUAUUCAGAAUGAAUCUUGGAUUGCAUGCCAAGAGUUGCUUAAAACAAAUUUGUUUUCUAAAGUAUUUCCCUGUAUAUUUUUUUUUAUUUUAAGUUUAUUGUUCAGUGAUCAAGAAAGACUGUUAUAAUGAACUGAUUUCUUUCACCUUAAGAACUCUUCUAAAUGAAUUUCUAUGAAUUAUUGCAAACAAACGUGUGAUUAAUUUUUUGGGAUGUUACACAGAAGAUGUACACCUCUCUUCUUUUAGUGGCCUUUACGCUGUUAUUUAGCACUUUCAAGCAAUUCCAAAUAAACAUUGUUCUCUAUUAAAAGCACAUGCUGGUGUUGACAUGGCUUUUUAGUUAGAAAAGAUGGAUUUGUUAAUUCCCUUUUUAUACCCUAAAAUGAUAGCUUUUGCCCCAUUUAAGUUAAGGAAAAAUAAGAAAAAGUAUUUCAGAAUAAAACUAUUUAGACUUUUCUGCUACAUGCACAAUCCAGCCCUGCCUAUGUUGUUAAAGCUAUUAAUAUUGAAUUGUUACUUUGAUCAUUUAAGAACCAUAUAAAAAGCAAACCUUAAGCAGACUAAAAUGGUAUGGAUCAAACUUUACAUUAAACUUUGUGAACACUGAAGAAAACAUGUUCAUAAUUUAAUUUCAACUUUGCUAGUUAAGUUGUAUUUUUCAUUUUAAGAGUAUUCUGUUAAUGUGUUUUGCCAGUUAUGUAGACUUUCAUGGUAUUUUUGUUUAGAGGUUGUGGAUAAUAUUCAGUGAUUGUAUUGAACAAAUAGAAGGCUUUAUGUGUACAAUUAGCAGGUUUGGAUUGAUGUUCUUUAAGCAGUUUAGUGUGUGCCUGCAAUGUGGAUCUUCUAAUACUUUUGUUGUACAGGACAUGCAGUAUAUGUGGAAAUUACUUCUCAUUAAUGUGUAGAGAUGAAGUUUGAGUAGAUUUUCACACUGUAUCAGUACUGUAUCAGUACAUUGUGAGCUCUACCAUAGUGUAAGCUCAACUUACCAGAACUCAGUACUCAGUGAUUAAUGAAGUCUAGAUGCAAUGAUGUUGAAUGGUUGGACAUUCCAAAUGUUCAGUGGACCUUUUCUGUGACAGUAUGACCCAGAGAAGACCUUUAUUCUAAAAUAUUAAAGCACAAACCCAGACAGUAUCAUAGUGUUGGCACAGAUCCAUCUCACAUCUGGUUCGCGUCGAAUCCACACGUACCAGAUGUGGGCCAGAUCUGGGCCAACACUAUGUUGAUGUCUGGGAAAGCAGUAAUCUUAUUUCUUGAUAUUUUUUUGUCAUAUUUAGCAAGUAUUAGAAAUAUUAAGGAGAAGUCUUCUUCCCUUACAUUAGGGGAUGUUUGGCUUAGCAAGCUUGUGGCCUUUGUUAAGCACAAAAUCUAAAUAUGUUGCUUGCUCUUUGCAUUUUCCAUCAGCUACUGUCAUUUAAUCUAUAUUUUGAUGGAUAAAAGUGUAAUACAUUCCUUUUGAUCUUAUCCCCAAAAAGGUAUUGGUUAAUAAAUAAGCUGGCUAUUUAUAUACCCAGGAUAGAAAUACCUGAAUUAGUUUGCAUUUACUUUUGUUCCCAGUAUUACAUGACAUUAAACAUCAGCUUUUUGUUUAGGGUUAAGAUUUAAACCAUAUUAUUAGCAGAUCAACAUGUGUCCCAAUAAUAAAAUGAUCAUUUCAGUAAUUGAUCAAUUUCUUAAUAUGGUUCUUUGAAAGAUUGUAUGACAUUGAAUGAAUAGUGAUGACAUAACAGAACGCUUAAUCCUCAAAACACAUUUUUAUAGUCUUUGUUUGUACAACAUUUUCUGUUUUAUGAAAAUUACAUCCUUUUUGGUAUUCCCGUGGUAUCACUGCAAUAACUAAUAUUUGUAAGCACUUGAAUUGUCCUAAUGUGGCUUUAAAAACUGUAUCAGUUUUCGUGUUAAAGCAUUUUCUACUGUUUUCUGUGCUUGCUUUAUAAAAUAAAUAUCAAUACUGUGUAA
This is a messenger RNA of Megalobrama amblycephala (Wuchang bream), 5395 nucleotides long. RefSeq names its product zinc finger and BTB domain containing 21 (gene zbtb21). Gene Ontology annotation, cellular component: nucleus. Gene Ontology annotation, molecular function: DNA-binding transcription factor activity, RNA polymerase II-specific; protein binding; RNA polymerase II cis-regulatory region sequence-specific DNA binding. The transcript is spliced from 2 exons. NCBI's taxonomy places the organism in Eukaryota, Metazoa, Chordata, Actinopteri, Cypriniformes, Xenocyprididae. Bases 162 to 3269 code for a protein of 1035 amino acids. The record is from RefSeq and is a predicted model, not a curated record. Gene Ontology annotation, biological process: regulation of transcription by RNA polymerase II.